Molecule: messenger RNA, 2358 nt
Organism: Stegodyphus dumicola
Lineage: Eukaryota; Metazoa; Arthropoda; Arachnida; Araneae; Eresidae
Source: RefSeq, a predicted model, not a curated record
AUUCCCAUGUGGCGGCAAACUCAAUUCAACCGCAUAAAUCGCAGUUCUUGUUUACCUUAAUAUUUGGCGGUUUUGUUUUGAAUGUAAUGAUGAGUUAUGGGAGAGAUUUCUUGAAGACUUUAAAAAGGCUUGAUGUUCCAAACUUAAAUAAAUAUGAAGACAGUGAUUUUGAUCCUAUGUUUAAUGAGAAAAACUUAAUUUCAUUUCUGCAGUGUUUUUGUUCGUUAACACAAGAUAAUGUUUUGACACCGGAAGAGAUUGCAGAAUAUUCUUCUUUGUCACCUGCAGAAUUGGCCAGAUAUGAAAUUUUGUUGAAAACUGAAGAUGUACAGUAUCCUGAAAAGUUUGAGUCUGAGAAACGAGAAAUAAAAUUUCUUGAAGAACAUCUGUCACAAAUUGAAAGCCAUAAUAAAAUUCUUGAAAACCAGAAAGAACUUGCUAAACAAUACGAAGAACAUCUUUACCAAGAGAAAGAAGCCUGUGCUAAAGUACUUCAUGGUGUUCGAUGUCAGUUCCAGGAUUAUUCUGUGUCCAAAGUUCCCAAACUGGAAGCAGAGCUGCUUUCAGCAAUGAGGGAUAUAUCAAAUAUUGUUCAAGAGUUGAAAUCCCUUCUUAUUGAGUGCAAUAAUGUGAGCAAAACAACUUUAGCUAAUAAUAUUGAGCAGUACCUGAGAGCUGAAAAGGAUAUUUUAGAUCCUGUUAAAGCUUAUUUACAAAAGGAAUUUCAGUGUGAAGAAGGUGUUACAUUUUCUUUAAAAAUCCCUGAACGGACUUAUUUAGACGAACUGAAACAAGUGCAGUUUCUGCAAAAAGCCUUGAAAACUUCAAAAGCAUCUGAAGUGGAUGCUAUUGUGGAAAGCAAGAAGUUAGAAACAACUUUAAGAUUUUAUGAAAAUUAUAAAGAAUUUUUCCAGAAUUUGAAUAUUUCUUCUGUUGCACUGGAGAAAAAGUUCGAUAAUGUUUUGGUUUCAAAUAUAAAGUUGCAAAAAGAGGAAAAAGAAUUAAAAUUAUAUCUAUCGGAUAUUAUUUCUCAGGAAGUUGAUGUACAAUGUUGUCGGGUCAGCACUGGAUGCAAAAAGGAAAUGUUACGUUAUAUUCAAUAUAAUGAAGACAAGCUACAGCCGUCAAUGGAAGCUUUAGAAAAUCAGAGAACGAGACUAGAAUAUUUAGUGUAUCGGCAAAGUAUGAGCAUAAGGAAUUUGGUUAAUUUAAAGCAACUAAUGAAACAAACAUCAAAUCUCAUAGAAAAGGAACAUGCUGAAUUACUUAAUAGAAAGGUUCAAUAUCAAGAAAAAAUAAAUAAAUGUCAUGAGAAGAGUGAAUAUUUAUCCGAAAAUUCCAUCUUUGUGUCAUUAUAUAAAAUUCUAACUCACACAGAAGAUUUGAAAAAGCUAGAUAUGUCUCAUGUUCAUUUAGAUGAUGUUUUGAAUGCAGUUCUUAAGUUUCAUAAAGAAACAUCAAGUAUAGACGAACAUUUCAAUGAAAAUUUGAAGGCAGUUGACUCCAUUGUGUGACUCCAGUUGAAGAUGUGAUUAUAGUGAAGUGCUUUAAGAAAAUGGGGAUAUUUAAUAUCAGUGAUGAAUCUGAAAAUCAUUUCAUGCAGACAGAUUGAAUAAAGACAAUAAAAACAGUGACAACUGCCAAGAUGUAACAAACAACAAACAGUAGUUCUAGCAGUGUUAAAUGAUUUGAGGCCUAAGGGGUAACAAUAAACAACAAUGAAAGCAAGCAAGAUUCAACAUACAGAAGAGUAGAAAUAAAUAUACCUAAUUAGAUAUUGUAAUUUUAUUAUUAUGUAUUCUUAUUCAAGUGCAGAAAUUCUUGAUUUUUGUAUGAUAGUAAGAAAGGGAGGAAAAUGCACAAAUAAACAUGAUAUGAAAUGCGUUUAGCAAUUUUAAUCUUACUCUUGUAAUAAAUAAAGAUAUAUAUAAAGAGAGUUUUUAUUGAAUAUAAGAUAUACAGGUAGUCUUUUUUUUUAAUAAUGUAACACUUGGAAGUAAGCAAAAUGAAAUAAAACAGUUGCAAAAAGUGACAUCUUCCUUUGCCUGAUUACUAUAUAUGUACAGAGGCUGUUCGCACACUUUUUGGGCAAUUUUGCUUCGCUUUUUUAAAAAAAUAGUCAGCUUGGAUUUUUUUUUUUUUUUUUUUUUUUUUUUUUUUUAGUAUAAACUAUCAUCUGCUACUUGACAGUUUUGUUUUCAUGCAAAAUGACACUUUUAACAAAGAAAUGGGUGAAGGCUACAUUAGUGAUCUUUCCAAGAAAAUAUUCAUAUCUAGUUAUUAAAAAAUGCUGUGAAAGGCAUUAUAUAUAUAUAUAUAUAUAUAUAUAUAUAUAUAUAAAGCUACGAUAGAUAAUAU